AUGACAGGCCAGAAGUUGGCUGUUCCAGUUCUUAAUCGAUUGUCGAAAGUCUUCCAUGACGGAGUGCCCUCCGAUCCAUAUCUAGAACCAUUAACAGCUUCGAAGGACUGUUUUCAGGACUUGCCCGUCAACAAGGCUCUCGUACUGGCAGGCUCAGAUGAGCUCUUUGUUGAUUAUGUUGCCAAAUUUGUUAUGAUGCUACAGAUAGUCUAUCCGGAAGUGGUUUCUGAGACUGUGGCAAAUGCACGACGAACAAGUGAUGGAGUCCAUGAUGAAGAUAUCCAUGGCUAG
This is a messenger RNA of Penicillium argentinense, 291 nucleotides long. Its product is annotated as alpha/beta-hydrolase. The record is from RefSeq and is a predicted model, not a curated record. Lineage: Eukaryota; Fungi; Ascomycota; Eurotiomycetes; Eurotiales; Aspergillaceae. The coding region runs from base 1 to 291 and encodes 96 amino acids. The transcript has a single exon.